Messenger RNA from Carassius gibelio (silver crucian carp), 3993 nucleotides. Its product is annotated as metabotropic glutamate receptor 6-like. The record is from RefSeq and is a predicted model, not a curated record. The coding region runs from base 395 to 3106 and encodes 903 amino acids. Gene Ontology annotation, cellular component: membrane. Gene Ontology annotation, molecular function: adenylate cyclase inhibiting G protein-coupled glutamate receptor activity. Gene Ontology annotation, biological process: G protein-coupled glutamate receptor signaling pathway; regulation of synaptic transmission, glutamatergic. NCBI's taxonomy places the organism in Eukaryota, Metazoa, Chordata, Actinopteri, Cypriniformes, Cyprinidae. The transcript has 12 exons.
UAGUGCACACCGAGAGAGAGACUGAGUGGGUGAGUGAGUGAGUGACAAAGAGAGAGAGAGAGACAGAGUGAGGGGCUUUUAAAGGAUUUGACAGUGAUUUGUAGAAGCACAGUUGUGGAAUGUUUGGGCAUUUCCACCUUUUCCCGCGUUUUAGGUUUUACUAAGGUUCUGAAUACUCAAGAGUCAAAAAAAUCCUUAUCUUAGCUUUGCGUGUGAGAAGACUGUGGACGUUUUAAGAUGAGAGCUGAAGACUCGGAUGUUGGUGACGUUUACCGUCGUGCUUCAGAACCAUCAAACUUCAGUUCCAGAUGGGCGCACACUGGCAUCUGCAGCAGUCGGAGACACAGGUAGAGAAGAAAGCACUGUGCUGUAGUAGAAGACUACUACGACAACUAUGACAUCACAGCACCACACAACAUCACUAUGUCAUCGCCGCAGGAUCAGCAGGGCACCCGGACAACGUGUGAGCUCCCUGAUUCACGUCAUGUGGAUAGUGAUGAUGGGAUUCACUCCAGAAACCUGGGCCUCCUCAGAAACUCAGCCUCAUUCCAUAAAGAUAGAGGGGGACGUCACUCUGGGAGGCCUUUUUCCUGUGCAUUCCAGGGGCCCCGCUGGUGUUCCUUGUGGGGAAAUUAAGAAGGAGAAGGGGAUCCAUCGUAUGGAGGCCAUGUUGUAUGCGCUGGACCAGAUCAACAGUGACCCAGACCUGCUUCCUAAUAUCACCCUGGGUGCCAGGAUACUGGACACGUGCUCCAGGGAUACGUACGCACUGGAACAGUCCCUCACCUUUGUCCAGGCCCUCAUCCAGAAGGACAACUCAGAUGUUCGCUGUUCCAACGGAGAACCACCCAUCAUCCCAAAACCAGAGCGUGUGAUAGGGGUCAUCGGGGCUUCGGCCAGCUCAGUGUCCAUAAUGGUGGCCAACGUCCUUCGUCUGUUUGCGAUACCUCAGAUCAGUUAUGCUUCAACAGCACCUGAGCUUAGUGACAACAAUCGCUACGACUUUUUCUCCCGAGUCGUGCCACCCGAUUCCUUCCAGGCCCAGGCGAUGGUGGACAUCGUCAAAGCCAUGGGGUGGAACUAUGUUUCUACUCUGGCUUCAGAGGGGAAUUAUGGAGAGAGUGGUGUAGAUGCUUUCGUUCAGUUAUCAAGGGAGGCAGGUCUUUGUAUCGCACAGUCCAUAAAAAUUCCUAGGGAGCCAAGACCAGGAGAGUUUGACAAGAUUAUCAAAAGGCUAAUGGAGACAUCCAAUGCCAGAGGGGUUAUUAUUUUCGCUAAUGAAGAUGACAUCAAGCGUGUCCUGGAAGCAGCAAAAAGAGCCAAUCUUACAGGUCACUUUUUGUUUGUGGGAUCUGAUAGCUGGGGAGCAAAAAACUCACCCAUCCUAAACCUGGAAGACGUGGCUGAGGGUGCAGUUACUAUCCUCCCCAAGCGGGCAUCCAUUGAGGGGUUUGACCAAUACUUCACAUCAAGAUCACUGGAAAACAACAGGAGGAACAUCUGGUUCGCUGAGUUCUGGGAGGAUGACUUCAAAUGCAAACUGACACGUCUUGGCAUCCGAGGAGACAGCGGGCUGAGGAAAUGCACAGGAGAGGAACGGAUCAGCCAGGAUUCUGUAUAUGAACAGGAAGGGAAGGUGCAGUUUGUGAUCGACGCCGUGUACGCCAUGGCCCACGCACUCCAUAGCAUGCACAUGGACCUCUGUCCAGGUUCGAUGGGCGUUUGUGACAAAAUGGACCCGGUGGAUGGAAGAAUGCUGCUGAGUUACAUCCGUGCUGUCAGUUUUAAUGGCAGUGCUGGGACAGGUGUGAUGUUUAAUGAAAACGGUGAUGCCCCAGGACGAUACGAUAUCUUCCAGUACCAGCUUUCCAAUACCACCAACCCGGGAUAUAAAGUCAUCGGCCAGUGGACCAACCACUUACGACUCAGUGCGGAGGACAUGCAGUGGUCUGGAGGGGAUAAACUGGUUCCAGACUCGGUUUGCAGUUUUCCCUGUGAGUCUGGGGAGAGGAAGAGGAUGGUGAAAGGUGUGCCGUGCUGCUGGCACUGUGAACUAUGUGAUGGCUAUCAGUACCUCCUGGAUGAGUUUAACUGCGAUACGUGCCCCUUUGACAUGAGGCCCACGUCCAACCGCACUGGCUGCCGUCCUACUCCCAUCAUCAAGCUGGAGUGGAGCUCUCCGUGGGCCAUUAUCCCAGUAUUUCUGGCGGUGCUGGGCAUUCUUGCUACAUCAGGAGUCAUCAUCACCUUCAUCCGCUUCAAUGACACCCCCAUAGUCCGUGCUUCGGGCCGAGAGCUCAGCUAUGUUCUCCUGACAGGCAUCUUCCUCAUCUAUCUCAUCACCUUCCUCAUGAUCGCUGAGCCGAGCACUGUGGUGUGCGCGUUUCGCAGGUUGAUUUUGGGGCUGGGCAUGUCCAUCAGUUACUCUGCCAUGCUCACCAAAACAAAUCGGAUCUACAGGAUCUUUGAGCAGGGAAAGAAAUCAGUGACACCACCGAAAUUUAUCAGCCCCACAUCCCAACUGAUCAUCACAUUUAUUUUGAUCUCAGUACAGCUCCUGGGUAUUUUCAUUUGGUUCGGAGUGGUUCCACCUCACACAAUCGUCGACUUUGAUGAGCUACAUCCCCCCAACCCAGAGUAUGCCCGUGGGAUCCUGAAAUGUGAUAUGUCAGAUCUGUCUCUGAUUGGCUGUCUGAGCUACAGUAUGGUGCUGAUGGUCACGUGUACAGUCUAUGCCAUUAAGAGCAGAGGGGUUCCUGAGACCUUCAAUGAGGCUAAACCCAUUGGCUUCACCAUGUACACUACCUGUAUCAUCUGGCUGGCCUUUGUUCCCAUAUUUUUUGGCACGGCACAAUCCACAGAAAAGAUGUUCAUUCAAACCACCACACUGACCGUGUCCAUGAGCUUGAGCGCCAUGGUGUCCCUUGGCAUGUUGUACAUUCCUAAAGUCUACGUCAUCAUCUUCCACCCAGAGCAGAACGUUCAGAAACGCAAGCGCAGCUUCAAAGCCGUGGUCCAGGCAGCUACCAUUUCCACUCACCUCUCACAGAAGUCCAGCGACAAGCAGAACGGAGAGACCAAAGUUGAACCAGAUAGAUCCAAAUAAAGACCAGGAGCAUCACCAGUUGAGUUGAAAUGAUUCAUGAAUUCAUGAUGAAGACUGGCCAAACAGAGUCCCUUUGGAGAAAAAAAACAAAACAACAGAAAAUGUCUUGCACCAGCAUUCCUUGAAGGAUUGGAAUCAGACAAUUAAACUUGGGCACACAUCAGUGAGUCAGAUUCAGCUUCAGUGUCAUCUCCAUCCUGAUCUCCUUAUCCUAAAUAUAUAUCAUAAAAGAUCAAAUGAGACUUUCAGAGCUACAGAGACAAUGCUGGGAUCAAAUGUGCUUCGACAAUUCACUCAGUGGAGUGCACUCUCUUUGAACUCUUUGGUUUUAAAAACGUGCCAUAACUUUCAGUAUAAAUGUUUUAAGUGUCUUGUGUGCGAAAUCCUGUAUUCUUCAUUAUAUUUAUUAAAAUGUAUAUAUUACCAAGAAAAAGCAAUGACAAUCUAAUGAAACAACAAAAGUUUUGAUCAGAGAUUUUUAGUUGUAUCAUGUUUCCUUGAGCUUCCCGAGAAAUAUUGAUUUUAAACAAAAAAUAUAUUGUAUUGAUUGAUAUUUAUUGAAUAAUUUAAAUUAAACUAGUAAAAUUUUAGAUCCUUUUAUUGUCACAUGCAGCUGGCUUUCAGAGCAGUCACUUGUAUCUUAGUAAAGGAGAGGGGAAAAGAAGACCAUGCAUUAUUGUUCAGUUACUUGUAUUUUCAGCAUUAAAGAAGCAGUUAAUAUUUAAUGAUGAUCAUGCAGUUACUGUAAACUCAGGUUCCAGUUAGGCUUAUUUACCUUGAUGAAUUUUGUGGGUGUCUCGUUUUCAUUUAAGAGAUGUAAAAUAUAUUGAUUCAAUGCAUGUUGGAAAAAAUGAUUUUAAAAAAUCCUGAAAAAUAAAUUGAUAUGU